AUGAUCUCAAACUCGUCCCUAGACGGAUCAGGCGGUGCUCAUUCUUCAUACAUGGAGGAAUCAAAAUUCCUCAAACGCAAUCGUGUCCUUUACUUUGCACGACUUGGUCUAUCCUUUUCAAUCUUCGGCGUUGCUAUUGCCGUCGUCGCGUGCGAAGCCCCACCCUUGCGACAUUAUAAGAACACCUCCCAGUGGGCGAGUGCCGGCCUCGCACUGUGGCCUUUGAACUUUGAUCUUCGUCCAACAACCGCCGCCAUUUCAUGUGGCUGUAUAAUCACCAUCUUGAACUUGGUGUACAUCGCCCUUACCCUCCUACCAUCUCCGCAUUCUGGUAUCAAGUCACUUAACAACUAUGCCUCAGCUUCAGCCGUUGCAGGUUUUGUAACUGCCCUGGCCGGCAUACUGUUCAUAAUAUACCCGCCGUCCUCCGAUUACCCAGCAGGGUUCAACAAGAAGGAAACCCUCCACAGCUGGACCUGCAAGUGGAAAAACGGGACGAGCAGCAUUAAUACACCCCGCCACUUCGAUCGUGACUGUAUCAAUACUCGUGCUGGCUUUGUGCUGCUGUGCGUACUUGUUGGAAUGGAGGUGCUGAUGGGCCUCGUUGCUGCUGUUGGUACGUGGUUCCAACGGGAUAUCUCUCGUCAUCGGGCAGAGCAGUUCCAACUCGAGAAGUUGGAGAUUGCUACUAAGCAGGUGUAUCGCAAUUGA
Messenger RNA from Penicillium roqueforti, 711 nucleotides. RefSeq lists its product as uncharacterized. Bases 1 to 711 code for a protein of 236 amino acids. The transcript has 2 exons. The record is from RefSeq and is a predicted model, not a curated record. NCBI's taxonomy places the organism in Eukaryota, Fungi, Ascomycota, Eurotiomycetes, Eurotiales, Aspergillaceae.